AUGCAUAAGGAUAUUCUUCCACUAUCACCUGUCGAUAUCCAGCUUGAAAUUCUCUCUUAUCUAGAUGAUUACCGAAGCUUUAUUAGAUGGACGCGAGUAUCAAAACGAUGGAGGGACUUCGUCAGAUCUCCUUCGCUCGAACCACUCUAUCGGCGAUUCGUUGACGGAAAUUGGCCUAAGGAGUACAAACAAAUCAGCCGUAGGAGAGCUUGCCCAACAAACUCCCGAACACCUAGAUUCGGGGAAAUCUUAAGUACACUCGAAAGAAAUCUGGCAGAUAUUAAAGAAGGUCGCCUUCACGAGGCUGGGACAUUUGUUAUUCCUCAAGUUGGACGUGUCGAAUUUUGUUACGCGAAUGGGUACUUGGCUGCAUUCAGUCCAGGAAAGAGUGGCACCGCUGAACGGGAUAUAAUAUACGUUUAUGACCUAUCAAUUGCACUUAGUCCCACAACGGUUAUCAAUGCGCGGAGGAUUAAAUGUCGGGGUAAGAUUAAACAUAUAUCGAUUGCGGAUGGUUAUAUGGCGUCGAUGAUACAGGAUCGGGAAGAUAGGACAAACUUAGUAGAUUUGAUUACGUUCGCUGAAAGAUCCUUCAAUUCAACGGUGCAGAAUUUGGAUUAUAGCACAUACGUGUCAAUUCUCAAUGAUAGCGGAACGGAUUCUUUCACCAACCGAGAAAAAGGUCGAUCUUCGCAGCCCCUACAACUAUCGAAUUCACCAGAGUUUUUCCGCACAAACGGUAGCCAUGUAGUCUUCUCGGCUAGUUUCCUAACUCACUACACUAUCUGGGAAGUCGGAAUUAAUUCGGAUGCUCCGAUAAUCGGGAAUUCAUACAGCCUAGAUCCCUUUUGGAAUGGUUUUCUAGUCUACAUGUGGACAAGUGAUGCCACUUGGGACAAGCAUCUUCCUCUCUCGUAUUACCUAUCCCUGGACGAAAGCUGCGAUAUAUACACGGUCAUAGAUGGUUACCUCGAGGAACGGGGUUGUUUUUAUGACUAUGAUCGUUAUCUAUGCCGUUAUGCCUGCAGAAUGGACGGGAAGCCCUAUCGUAUGAAAAUGACAGCCGUAAUUCCACCCUACAGGAACCCCGACCUUGGCGGUCCACCCUCAUGCUCCAUUGCACGCCGGCUUUUCAGCUUUCCCAGUGGAGGCCAGAACCUUUUUUCGUACUCCCCGGCAGAUACCAAAGAUGAAGAGAAAGAAGCGAUAGAUAUCUUCCCUAAAGAUAUGAUAAUUUUUGGUGAUCGUACGCGUUUCUCUCGCAUUGUUGUAGAUAAAAAGCAGCCUAGGCAUGAUGAAGACCGUGGAUUUCUGUACCACGAUGAUUUCCCACCAGACACGGAGUUUGCGACAGAAUGGGAGUACAACAUUCAGUAUCUCGAUCAACAUGCAUUCUACCGGUUUCCGACGGCUGAAAUGCGUGCUACGAGGACUUCAGCCGCCAAAUUAAUCCCCCACCUUUCGCCAACCUCUGUGUUAUGGCAAGUUCAAAUUAAGGACGAGCAGAUUCCAAUGGACGGAGAUGAAGAUCUAAAUGUUCGGAAAGUGCAGAUUGUUGGGUUGAAGCCAACAUUUUUAGUCCGAGAAAAGAUCGUCUAUAAAUAUCAUGAUAACGAAAGCUCUAACGCUCCCGACGAUGAAGACCAUAACGACGAAGGUAACGAUGGCGAAGGAAAUGGCGACCGAAAUAAUGAUAGUGAAAAUAACAACAGCGGAAAUCGUGAAGGCGAAGGUAACGAUGGCCAAGAAAGCCACAGCCGAGAAAACAACGGCGAAGACAACGACGGCGAAGAUGAGUAUAGUGAGGGGCGAAUGAGAUACGUUUUCGACAAAAAGAAUGUCCCGGAGCCUGCCUCGGUAUGCAAAAUGGUGUUAGACCACGAACUCAAUCGCGGUCUUAAGUGGGAUGGGGACGAUCAAUAUAUAGUACUCCGCCAUUAUCAACCUAUACCAGUAUCACCUGGAGAAGAGCCACCCGUACCGAGUUUUAGCACCAUGUUUACUUUAUUUCGGUACGGGGAUGAAGCUGAUGCACCAAUAUCUUAUAAUAUUCGCUAUCACGAGGCAUCCUCGUGA
Messenger RNA from Orbilia oligospora ATCC 24927, 2076 nucleotides. RefSeq lists its product as uncharacterized. Bases 1 to 2076 code for a protein of 691 amino acids. The record is from RefSeq and is a predicted model, not a curated record. The transcript has 3 exons. Gene Ontology annotation, molecular function: protein binding. NCBI's taxonomy places the organism in Eukaryota, Fungi, Ascomycota, Orbiliomycetes, Orbiliales, Orbiliaceae.